Pelagomonas calceolata is the source of this 933-nucleotide messenger RNA. The record is from the annotation of a GenBank genome assembly. Lineage: Eukaryota; Pelagophyceae; Pelagomonadales; Pelagomonadaceae.
CUGGCUGCUCGAGGAAGGCCUCAAUCGGGCAGAAUUUGAGCGCUGGGGGGAGCCAGCAACCUCAAGAGUAGGGUAGCGGAGUAAGGCGGGCCCGCCUGAGGACCUCAUGGCCGCCGCGGCGCUCCUGAGGCGCGGCCUCUGCCGCACAGCUUCCGCCGCCGCGCGGGCCCCGGCGCGGACCGCCGCCGCGCGGGCCCCUCAAACCCAAGCGAGGUGGGCGCGCCCCCUCGCGACCACCCCGGCCACCCUCAGCCCCGGCGAGGACCUGGGCAGUUUUGAUUAUGGGUUCACUAAAGACCGCAUCGACAAAGGCGGCGUCUCUGGCGCCGCCGAGAAUAGGGGAUUUACCUACCUGUUGAUGGGGGCGAACAAGUUCAUCUACGCGUCGGCGGUGAGGAUCGGCGCGUUAAAGUUCAUCGCGACGAUGUCUGCGACAAAAGACGUUCUAGCAUUGGCGUCGGCGGAGUUUGACGUGUCCGCCGUCGAGGAGGGGCAGACGAUCACCGUAUGCACUCAGUGUCCGUCUGUACGCCAUCGACGCAUCACACAAAAUACACAGGUCAAGUGGCGCGGCAAGCCCGUCUUCAUCAGACACCGCACGGCCGACGAGAUCGCCUCAUCUGAAGCCGUGUCGCUGGACGAACUCAGGGACCCGGAGACGGACGCUGCUAGGGUCGAAUCCGCCGAGUGGCUGGUGGUGAUGGGCAUCUGCACUCAUUUAGGAUGUGUGCCAAUUGCCAACGCGGGCGACUACGGCGGCUGGUUCUGCCCCUGCCACGGCUCCCACUACGACGUCUCGGGCCGCAUCCGCAAGGGCCCGGCGCCCCUGAACCUCGAGAUCCCGCCCUACAAGUUCACGGGCGACGCCAAUUUGCUGGUGGGCUAGUGAGUGAGCGGCUCCUCUCUCCCCCCUAUUAAUGCGUGUAUAUCUCU